Molecule: messenger RNA, 2467 nt
Organism: Hippoglossus stenolepis (Pacific halibut)
Lineage: Eukaryota; Metazoa; Chordata; Actinopteri; Pleuronectiformes; Pleuronectidae
Gene: pus7l
Product: pseudouridine synthase 7 like
Exons: 10
Coding region: 177-2183 (668 amino acids)
Biological process (GO): pseudouridine synthesis
Cellular component (GO): nucleus
Molecular function (GO): pseudouridine synthase activity; RNA binding
Source: RefSeq, a predicted model, not a curated record
CGCGGCACAUGCAGGUUCGUAGAGUAAACAAACAGUCGCCGUUCGUGAAUAACGCGUUUAUUUCCCCGCUCACAGACAGAGAUGCGCUGUAACGUCCUCGCUAAAGCCGCCGCAGCUCUUUGUCUGCGGGAGUCGAGCUUUGAGCCGACUCCCUGCAGAGUUUGGAUGAAGUGACCAUGAGGCAGGACGGUGAUGCUGUGAACGUCCCUGCGUGCUUCAUCUCCAGCCAUGAAGGUUUUCUGGGAAGCAUCAAAAACUUUAUCAAAGACUUUGUUGUGACGGAGAUAGAUAUUAAUGGACAGCAGGUGAAUCAAGAGGCAGCAGAAGGUUGUGCCUCUGCAUAUAAACCCAGUGAGACCACUGCAAGAUUUCCGCAGAAUAAUCAUUCCUUCGUCUCACACAAUUCGUAUGUAUCGGCUGAUUGUGGAAUAGAUGUAGCUCUGCCGAGUCCAGGCAGUUUCGAUCUUGGUGUGAUUUUGGGCCAGUCGGUGAGCGAUGAGCUUGAGCAGUUUGUGUUGACCCUGAAAGAUGAAAAGCCGACGCAGCAGGAGCUGUCGCUGGGAUCCUUUAGCGACAAGCACCACAGAGCCAACGUCCACCGGGCCGUCAGGCACCGCUUCCCCUUCCUCAUGACCGUCACCAUCCAGCCGGAAAUCCGGGUGAGGGAGGACCCGGACUACAGGGAGCUCUCCCAGCUGGUCACGGAGGACGAAGCGGAGGACUUCUUCAGGUUCAUAGAUGCCAAAGUGCGGGGCUCGUCCUACACGUUCGGGCCCGACGACGACAAGGACCACAGGACGGCGGUCCACCACUUCCUGAGCCGCAGGUUCGGGAAGCUGGUGGAGACAAAGAGCUUCAGCGACCAGGGGAGCACAGCGAUCUCAGUGAGACUGAGAGAGCGGGGCAGGCCGAAGAAGAGGAGCUCAGACGAACGGAAGGAAGAAGAGGUUUACACUGCGUUCACUCUGCAUAAGGAGAACCUGGAGACUCUGGAGGCCAUCAGCUACAUGGCAGCAGCUCUUGGCGUCUUACCGUCGGACUUCACCUACGCUGGGAUCAAGGAUAAGAGAGCCAUAACCUACCAGACCAUGGUGGUGAAGAAGGUGUCACCGCAACGGCUGAAAGAGAAGAGGGCAGAGUUCGAGAAGAGGGGGAUGCGUCUGACUCAAGUCCGCUCCGUCAGCGAGCCUCUCCGGCUGGGACGACUGCAGGGGAACCACUUUGACCUGGUGGUGCGUGACCUGAGGCCGCACGGCUCCAGCGACGCACACACGUCUGGUGCAGAGAGACACACUCGACUGGCAGCGCUGGUGAAGGAAGCGUUGGAGAACGUGAAGGACAGAGGUUUCGUCAACUACUACGGACCACAGAGGUUUGGGACUGGACAGAGCGUUCAGUCAGACCGAGUGGGCCUGGCUUUACUGAAAGAAGACAUGGUGAGCGCUGUGCGUCUCUUCUUUACCCCGGAGGACGUCGAUGAUCCUCAGAGCAACGCGAAGAGACACUUCCUCCAGACAGAUAAUGCCAAGGAGGCUUUGGCCUUGAUGCCGUUGUCGAAGGCCAGGGAGCGGCUCAUGCUGCGCGCCCUGAACCGCUACGGUACGAAUGCGGACGGUUGCGCCCAGGCCUGGCUCAGCCUGCCCCACAGCAUGAGAGUCUUCUACCCGCACGCCUACUGCAGCAGGGUGUGGAACGACGCGGUGGCUCACAGGUUGACCACUCUGGGCCACAGUGCCAGACGAGGAGACCUGGUGUGGCUGCAGGAAGGACAAAGCAAAGCAGACGAGGCUGGAGAGAGCAGCUCCGCUCAGAUCCAUGUGGUGACCGACCAAGAGGAGCAAAGUGGAGUCUACACUUUAGGACAAGUGUUGCUGCCGAUGCCAGGAAACACGGUGAAAUAUCCAGAGAACGCCAUGGGGACCUGGUACCAGGAGAGACUGGCCAGAGACGGGCUGGACAACUGUCGCUUCCGAGUGGGCAGCCUCAAACUGAAUCUGCCUGGCUGCUACCGCCUCCUGCUGGCCAUGCCACGCAACCUCAGCUACCAGCUGCAGAGAGGAGGAGGAGGAGAUGUGAUGGGAGAAAGGAAGCAGGACACGAUCUCGCUCACCUUAAACUUCGACCUGGACUCCUCCUGCUACGCAACCAUCUGCCUCAGAGAGAUCAUGAAGUGCGAUGUGUAGAAGUUGUGUUUGUGCGUCCGUGUGUGAGGGAGAAGAGGCAGCUUUUUGUAACUAACCGACAACGUUUUAUAACUUCACUCGCCCUUAAUGUCACAUGAUAUGAGUAGACCUUUAGUUUGUUGUUGUACUGAGCAGACGACUGUGGCCACACAUAGAAUAAUUACAUGAUAAAAAAACUUCCAAUGACGAGGAGCCACUGCCAAAUGUGAAGAAAUCUAAAUGUUAAAGCAUGAGAACAGUAUUUGUGUUUUGUGUCAUGAGUAAAACUUUCUGAUUAUAAGAAA